UGGUUCAUUUAUGAGGCACAAAAUUGACACCAAUAGCAAUCAUCUCAUCAUGAUUACAACUUCUCUGUUUCUUCAUUUCAUCUUCUCAAUUUCCAUCCUAAUUUCUUCAAUAUAUGCACUUAACCAAGAUGGAACCACACUCCUUUCUUUCAAACAAAAUCUUCUUUCAUACCCACCUUCAGUUUUCCAAACUUGGAACCACACUCAACCCACACCAUGUUCAUGGUCUGGUGUCACUUGUGCACCACAAACCGGUUCAGUCAUCCGUUUAGACCUCCCAAAUUCUCGCCUUACCGGUUCCAUCUCAAACGACAUUAUUAGUCGUCUUGAACAUCUUCGUGUUCUUGAUUUAUCAAAUAAUUCAAUAAAUGGAACUCUUCCUAUUUCACUUUUCAACAUUUCAAACCUUGAAACACUUGCAUUGUCUUAUAACUUUAUUUCGGGUGAGUUGCCCGAAAUGUUUAAUAACAUGUUUCAUAAUAUUCGGGUUCUUAACCUUUCACAUAACUAUUUAUCUGGUCGUGUGUCUAGCGGCUUUGAUACUAUUGAAGUAUUAGAUUUAUCUUACAAUUUUUUUAACCAAAAAUUACCUCUUGAUUUUGGAGGCUUUUCUUUAAACUACUUAAAUCUUUCACAUAACAAAGUUAUAGGUUCUCUAUCUCCGGAAUUCGCCAGUAAAAUUCCGGAGAUAGCUAUCGUUGAUCUCUCGUAUAAUAACUUUUCAGGACAAAUUCCACAAACAUUGUCUAAUAUGAAAUCCGAGUAUUUUGAUGGAAACUUGAACUUAUGUGGGAAACCACUUAAGAAAAUGUGCACAGUUCCUUCAUCACAUUCACUCCCACCUAAUGUUUCCUUAGAGUAUCCUUCAACUGCGGCCAUUGCAGCGAUUCCUAAAACCUCGGAGAAAUCAAAUGACCGCGGUCAUGGAAAAGUUGAUAUAGGGAAAGUUGUGGCCAUUGUGGUUGGAGAUGCAGCUGCUGUGGCGCUUUUCGUGGUUCUUAUCUUCUAUGCAUACCGAAUUCGUAAGAAGAAAAUGAAUCAAAACAUGAAAGAAUCUAUGCCUGUCAAAAUCGGCGAAUCCACUUCGACAUAUUCACCAGUCCAUUCUCGUUGUUGUUUCAUCGGUGGAAUUGAAGAAGAAACAUCGGAAGCAUCAACAGAAUAUGAAUCCGUUGGUAAUAUUUACGACAACAAUAAUAAUAACAAAUGUUUGGUUCUGGUGGACGGGGAGACCGAGUUAGAAAUGGAGACAUUAUUGAAGGCGUCAGCGUAUAUAUUGGGUUCAAGUAGUGGGAGCAUUGUGUAUAAGGCGGUGGUGAAAAGUGGCGGCGAUGGAGGGGUGGCAUUUGCUGUUCGGAGGAUGUCAAAGUGUGGAGGAGUGGAGAAGAUGGUAGAGUUUGAGAAAAUAGUGAGGGUUUUGGGUAAGAUUCGACAUCCGAAUUUGGUGAAGGUUCGUGGGUUUUAUUGGGGCGAAGAAGAGAAACUUUUGAUUUGCGAUUAUGUCUCGGGCGGAAGCUUGGCUGGCUCUGCAGCUUAUAAGAAGGCUAGCUCGACGUCGUCGUGUCACUUUUCUUUUGAGGUCCGACUCAAGAUAGCAAAAGGGAUUGCCAAGGGGCUAUUGUACAUUCACGAGAAGAAACAUGUCCAUGGCAACAUAAAGCCAAGCAACAUCCUCUUGACAUCUGAAAUGGAUGCUCUUAUUAGUGAUUUUGGGUUAGAGUGGCUCGUAUCAGGGCAAAAAAGUGACAUAACAGACAAGUCGACUCGAAACUUUGGCAGCAAAAGUGCAAUAACUUCCUCUAUAAAUAACGACAACACUACUUAUGUAACUCCAUCUACAAGCUUACAUAAAUGGACCUCACCUUAUCAAGCACCCGAGUCUACAAAGACCCUUAAACCCAACCCCAAAUGGGACGUUUACUCGUUUGGGGUUAUUCUGAUCGAGCUUUUCUCUGGGAAGAUGUUAUCCACUAGAGAAUUGGCUCAUUGGAACACAGACUUAUCAAUUUCUAACAAUGAGACCAAGAUUUUAGAAAUAAUUGAUGCGUUUACUACUGUUGAUGUGCAUAAACAUAAAGAUUGUUUGUUGAUGUGCUUCAAGUUAGGUUUCAACUGCGCAUCAUCGGCUCCACAAAAGAGACCUUCAAUGAAAGAGGCAUUACAAGUACUUGAAAAAAUCCCAAGCCCUUCAUGAGGUCAAGCAUGAUCAGAUAAAUAGGAUGGAAAAGAUGUCAAAGGUCACCAUUUUGUGUCUUCUGACAAUGAUAUUAUUUGUUGUAGAUUUUGUAAGAUGGAUGUGUGAAGUUUAAGACCAAAAGUAUUGUAUGUCUGAUCUAUUAAUUGAUCAGCUAGCUAAAUGUAGCUCUUAAUUAGUGAGUUUUGUAAUAAAAAAAAUUGUGUUAGCACUUUGGCUUUAAAUUUA
This is a messenger RNA of Erigeron canadensis, 2422 nucleotides long. Its product is annotated as receptor protein kinase-like protein At4g34220. The transcript has 3 exons. Gene Ontology annotation, biological process: protein phosphorylation. Lineage: Eukaryota; Viridiplantae; Streptophyta; Magnoliopsida; Asterales; Asteraceae. The record is from RefSeq and is a predicted model, not a curated record. Gene Ontology annotation, molecular function: ATP binding; protein binding; protein kinase activity. The coding region runs from base 11 to 2194 and encodes 727 amino acids.